This is a messenger RNA of Rhagoletis zephyria (snowberry fruit fly), 4239 nucleotides long. RefSeq lists its product as uncharacterized. NCBI's taxonomy places the organism in Eukaryota, Metazoa, Arthropoda, Insecta, Diptera, Tephritidae. The record is from RefSeq and is a predicted model, not a curated record.
ACGACAUAAACGUAAUAUUUCCAAAUCGAGAACAAACAGCUCUACGUUCUGAGUUCAGAGUCAAGUUAUUCGAAUGGAAGGCCAGUCAAGUGAGCAAUUUAAAAAUAAAAUUUAUUUAUUUGAAAGUUUAGAGGUAUUUUUUUUUAUUGUUUUUGAUGUUUUUUAAGGGUUUUAGCACGUCCAUAAACGAUUCGCAAUCGUCCACUUUGUCCUGGCCGCAACAACGUCUACAUUUUCAUUCCCAGAAUCAAGCUGUUCCACAGCUCAUAGUAACGCUAAGGUUAGUUAGUUACAUAUCUAACAUUUUAAACUUAACACACAUUGUUGCAUCGUUCCAGGUUACCAGUUUUAAUCAUAGCAAAAAAAAUUUCAGUUUCCAAUAACAAAUUUAAUUGAAAAAACUUAAAAAAAUGCUUUUAACUUUGUUGUUGGAAACCACCUGUUUUCUUUUGAUUGUGUUUAGUAACUUUUUAUUUAAUAAUUAGUUUUUAAAUUGUUUAUGUAGGGCGCAAAAGAAAUAUUGCAGUCGUCUGAAAUUGGCAAAGAAAUAAUUAAACAGUUUGCUACAAACCAGUAUCUAACAGAAGACAACAGGCGUAAAAUAGUACAAAUUAUUUCCGAAAAUUUGUAUGUGCCUGCUACAGCAAGUUAUUCCACCCUCAAACUAGCCGAAAUAGAAAAACUUGCUGAUCAAAUCGUAGAAAUUUUUCCAACAGAAUCUAAAGAUGUUUAUUAUAUGGGGCGAAAAAAAAGCGGAAAUUCUAGUCCAAGCGGUAUUCUUUUCAAUAAGCUCCACAAUCAUCAUCGGAAAAGAAAAAUCGUCUUAGAAUCAAAAACCAUUGAUAAUGAAAAACAGCAAGAGCAAACUGUCAUUGACUCGGUUAUAUUGGACUAUGUAAAUAAAUUAAAAUUUUAUGUUGGUUCGGAGGAGGAUUCUUUUGAAUUGUGGAAAGCCACAUAUUCGUACCGCAAACAUUUCAUUAAACGUGCAGUAUCAUUUGAGUCUGUUAUUGAAGAGUUUCCUCUAUACAAGCAAGCCAUGGGAUACAAAUUUAUUGAAGCAGAUUUUAAAGAAUUAUACCCAGAAAAACAAUUUAUGAUUACGUCGAAAUGGGCUGAAACGUUACCAAAGCGUACGGUUUACUACGAGGAACACGUAAAAGAUAAAUACUACAGAAAACUUUUGAUAUCUGUAAAAGGCAUAACCGACACAAAUUCGAAAGACUGCAUUUAUUUCAUGCUGCUUCACUCCAUUUUAAAACCAACUCAUCGGUAUAUAAUUAAAGAAGGCGAAUUAAAAGUACAUCGUAAAGCUACAAUUCAAAGUUCCGUGAGCAGCUCUAUAUUACAUAUUACCAGUGUAAAUGAUUUGCAACAUCAAAUGGAACUACGUAGAAAUAAGUCUAUAGAAUCGAAAACUCCGAUACAGCCCUUUUUAAUUGUAGUUGGCUCUGAUCUCUUGAGUUUAACUGAUUUUUAUGUGAGCUUUGGUUAUUAAAAAUUUAAAUUCAGCUCGUUUAUAAUAUCUUUGGAUAUUUGCUUUAAAAUUUAUCAAAUAUUCUCUUUAAAAUAUCCUGAUGAGUCUCAUCACGUGUGGAGUUUUCUUCAACAUUACUUUUAUGAUAUUUCUACUCCUUAUGACGUAAAGAAGCCAUGUGUAACUAAUUUCAUUAGAAAUUUAAGCAAUUGCAUUUAAAUCAAAUAACAUAUUUUCAGAUUUGUUUUAAUGACUAAAAUGUUGUGUUUUAAAUGCUAUAAAGAUUUUGCUAUCUUGACAGCUUUAUACUCUCAUUUCGUAUCAUAUCAUGGGUUAAGUGAAGUAGAUAUCUAUAGAUGUACUCACAAUAAUUGUAAUCAAGAGUACACAAGCUUAAAAAGAUUUAAGGUACAUGUUAAAAGGCAUCUGAAUUUAAAAUCUUUUAAAAAGACUAAUAAUGUUAGCAAUACAAAACAAUCAGACGUUAACUUAGGAAUAAGCGAAACACACUUGUUCAAUAUGGAAAAAUCCGAAAAUAAUUUUGAAAGACAAAUUUUCACUUGUAAUCAGCCAGAAAAAAAGAGAUCUCUAAAAAAAGUAUCGUAGAGGAUGUUGAAAACUUUUUGUAUGAAGAUGAAGUUUUUUCUAAGUUUGAAAGUCAUAUUACACAAAUUUGUCAAGAUGUUUUGAUUAAAUUUUAUGCAAAAGAUAAUUUCUGUAGAAAAGAUGCCUUGCUUAUACAGGAAAAUAUAGAAACUAUAAAUACCGCCAUUGUAGAGGCUUUUAAGCACAUAUUUUUAAAAAGCAUACUUGAAGAGCUUAAAAAAAAAACCAAAUAUUUCCUAGAUUUUUGCUCAAAUCCUUUUCGCAAUACAGACACGGAACACAAGUUUUUUAAAAAUCUUCUUCUAAGUAAAAAUUUUGCAAAACCGAUUCUUUUUAACGUAAAUAACGAAAUCACAAAAAUUCAGAAAAACAAUAGGCCAACAUUAGGGCCUUCUAAUAUUAGGGGAUGCUUAAUGCCUAUUGAAUUUGAAAUUCAGAAAUUUUUUGAACUACCUAAUGUUCUGGAUGAAACUCUAGAAAAUAUGGAAAGACUUAAAUGUGACUUAAAAAUAACGCAUUACAUAAACUCAGAAUCUUUCAGAGAGAAAAUGUGUAAUUUUGAAAACAAAAUUGUAAUUCCAAUCAACAUAUUUGUUGAUGGAUUUGAAGUAAAUAAUCCACUAGGCGCUCAUGCCAACUUUGAUAAUGUAUGCGGGGUAUAUUACACUUUUCCUGUAAUUCCUCAGCAUUUGCUAUCAAAAUUGGACCAUAUAUUUGUGGCAGCCUAUUUUAAAAGUAUUCAUAAAAAACAAUUUGGUAGUGAUCCAUUUUUAUAACCUCUAAUAAAUACUUUUAAAAACCUUCAAGAACUCGGCUUGAAUAUAAAUAAAAGAACCGGAAGUAAAAAAGUUUAAUUUUUAUUAACUAAUAUUCUUGGCGAUAAUUUAGGACUCAACGAUAUACUUAGAUUUACCACAUCUUUGAACUCAAAUUUUUAUUGUCGCUUUUGUAUUCGCUCGAAAGAGGACAUGGCGAAAGAUAGUAUAGCUCACCCUCAAUAUUCCAGGGGCGUAGAAAAUUAUGAAGAUUCGGUUUUGCAAAAUAAUGUUAAGUUAACAGGUAUUAAAUUGAUCUGUUUAUUUAAUCAAUUGAAGCAUUUUCAUGCCACUGAUAAUUUUGCUGUAGACAUUAUGCAUGACUGGUUUGAAGGUGUUUGUAGGUACAAUAUUUGUGAAAUUCUCUUGCAUUUUAUUUUGACUGAAAAAUUGUUUACAUUAGAAAAUUUCAAUUACCGGAAAAGUAUGUUUGACUAUGGUGAAACAGAAAUAGGAAACAAAUCGAUUCAUUUUAACUUGCAACAGCUUAAAAAUUUUUCGAUUAAAACAUCUGCGCGUGAAUGAUGACUUUAGUGCAUUUUAUUACAUUAAUAAUUGGCGACUUAGUGCCUGCCGAUAAUAUUCUCUGGAAAUACGUUAUUAAUAUGGUAAAAAUAGUUGAUAUAUUAGCCCAAAGUAAAUUUGACGCUAGUAUUAUAAAUAACCUAUCGAUUCUUAUACAAAAGCAUAACGAAGAGUAUAUUCGUUUGUUCAAGAAACCGCUUAAACCGAAAUUUCAUUUUCUGACGCAUUAUCCAGAAGUAAUAAGAAAAACUGGUCCUCCAAAGCACUUUUGGAACUUCAGAUUUGAAGCAAAACACAGAGAAGCUAAAAUUUAUUCACGAAAUGUUAUGUGCAGAAGGAAUAUUACAUAUUCGUUAAGUAUUAAAGCUGCAUUAAAGUUUACAACAUUCUUAGAACAAAACAAUGGUUUUCCAAAUACAUAUGAUAUACAGAAAACAGUAGUUUGUAAUAUAGAAACGUCAAAUUUUGCAUAUGCACUGUCAAGUUUAAAUGAAAAUUUUCAAAAUAUUAUAAUAGAAAAAUUAAUUUACAAUGGAUUGAUUUAUAAAAGAGAUUACUUUUUGACUCUUAGAACAAGUGUAUUAACUUUACACAAAAUCAAACAUAUUCUCAUAAGUCAUCGCAAUGAAAUCUAUAUUUUAAGUAAGUGUUAUAAUAUAAAAUGUUUUAAUGAGCACUACCAAUGCUAUGAAGUUGGUAUCAAAGAAAACAUCUUACAAAUUAAUAAUGUAAUUAAUGUCGAAGGACCGCCUAUUCACAUAUACCAUAAUGUAAAAGGAGUUUGCUUUAUACGAAUAAAGAAAUUUUAAAAGUGAA